This is a messenger RNA of Dentiscutata erythropus, 155 nucleotides long. Lineage: Eukaryota; Fungi; Glomeromycota; Glomeromycetes; Diversisporales; Gigasporaceae. The record is from the annotation of a GenBank genome assembly.
AUGUCCCAAAUCUGUCAAAUGACUGACAACCUUGUUGAAGAUAAUCCUACUUUAAAGGAUCGAUAUUUAAACGAAGCCGAAUGGCAUGAAAUUGAGAUUACUAUAGUUAUGUUACUUGAGCCUAUGGCGAAAGUGACACCAAUUUUAUCAUCAUU